Sporothrix brasiliensis 5110 is the source of this 528-nucleotide messenger RNA. RefSeq lists its product as uncharacterized. The transcript has a single exon. Bases 1 to 528 code for a protein of 175 amino acids. The record is from RefSeq and is a predicted model, not a curated record. NCBI's taxonomy places the organism in Eukaryota, Fungi, Ascomycota, Sordariomycetes, Ophiostomatales, Ophiostomataceae.
AUGGCCUCAUAUGCGCGAGUCCUGCAGCGCAACGAAUAUACCGGUCAGCGUAUCUUCGAGGUGAUUUCAGAGCCUUCUCCAGGUUACACAAGCAACAUUUUGCAGCCUCCAUCCCUCCCGGUGUCACCCGUCACGGUGAGCAUGGGUACGGGCAUGGGCCCUUUUAUCUUGAGCACUGCGGUCAGUCCUUCAGAGCCUGCAGGUUACAGCAUGGAUAUCGGCUUUCGCGGUGGCAUCGGCGGUAUCGGUAGCCAGGCUGCUCCCGGUUCAUCCAGGGCGGGCCGCUUGCACCGCCGAUGGCAACCACAGGCGCCGGGCGCCGAGGUGGGCCAGAUUGAGAGCCUCCGCACAUACUGCAUCCAAUGCGCACUGGAGACGCACCUCGCGAUUGCCGGUGAUGUGGUGGAGCCACGUAUCGGGCCGAGGUUGUGGGUGUGCGCUUGUCAAGUGGCGCGCAGGCAGGACAACGGCCAACGGUGCUUGACUUGCGGCAUGAGCCCUGUCUAUCGAGAUGCGGUGAACCAAUAA